AUGGCGAGUGGGCCAUUGAACAUUCUCCUUACUAAGAUGUUGUCUUCGGACAGGCUGAACCUCGCCGCCUUUAUGCGCAAAACUCUCGAUUCUUUAGGAUCCGAGGGAAGCUUCCUGGUAUUCAGUUCCUCAAGCAUUUUUAUGAUCUCGGGGUUGGUCCUGGGUUCAGCUUCGCUCAGCCUUUCUACAAUGAGUUUAUUUCUACGAGUGUUUUCCCGGACGGUUCGGGCUCGACUCUGCUGGGAGCAUGGCUCUGGUUUUGCAGCUAGGCUAUUGCUGCCUGUUGAGCUUGCAACAUUUCAAAGAUUACUCGCAAUAAUAAGAGAGACGUUCUCGUUUUUGCUUUCUAACUUCUUCGUUUGCAUCGACAACGAGCAAAGCUUCAAGCUUUAUCAGCAACUCUCUGCUUUGCUCUGUUCUUCCCGUAGGGUUUUGCCCCUUCUUAUGGCUGCAUGUGGUUUUGGGGCUUCUGGCUUUAAGUUAACAAACUUGAAUUUGGGAUCCUCUAAGCCCAAAUUGACUGCAUUGCACAAUUUGAGAACUAAGAAAUUGAGUCAAAGUGAUGGGUUGCUCUUAACCACGAAAUCAAGGAAGACAUUGUUUGGUUGCUGGUGUUCGACUGCUGAAGUUGAAUCUGCAGCAGCUGCAGUCAGUCAUAGUUCAGAUGAUAGUUCGAGAAAGAUCAUUUCUUCAGAAACUGCAAGUCCAUUGAUCCCAAGUUCAUAUGAGGUGGAAUCUCUCCUUACAGAAAUAUGUGAUACAACCUCCAUUGCAGAAGUUGACCUAAAGCUUGGUGGGUUUCAUUUAUAUGUGAAGAGGGACUUGACGGGGCCAAGUACAACUUCAUUGCCUGCGAUAUCAAAUCCUGUCAAUAUUCAUUCAUCUGUUGAAGUGGCUGAUUCAAAUGGCUCAGCCUCGUCACCAUCAUUAGCCAUCACCAAGUCUUCACCUCCCUCAGAUGGAAUCCGGACUAUCAUUGAUAAAGCUGCAGAUGAAGGCUUGGUGAUAAUUCAAUCUCCUAGGGUUGGCUAUUUCAGAAGAUCUCGAACCAUAAAGGGAAAGCGUGCACCUCCAUCUUGUAAAGAAAAGCAGCAAGUGAAGGAGGGACAAGUAGUUUGCUUCAUUGAGCAGCUUGGUGGCGAGCUCCCUGUUGAGUCUGAUGUAUCUGGAGAGGUUAUCAAGAUACUCCAAAAAGACGGAGAUCCUGUUGGAUAUGGUGACCCUCUAAUCUCAAUCCUUCCUUCUUUCCCUGGUAUAAAGAAGCUUCAAUAGAUGGUUCUUGUAGCAUAUGCCUUCUGGCCCGAGUUCUUUUUCUUCGAGAAAAUUCAAGUUGAAAAUUGUUGAUUGUCAUGUCGAAUCUGCGGAUUUUUAUUAACCUUGUUUAUUUGUUUUAAAUAUUUAUCUGGAAUUUGCACCAACAAUUGUGAAGAAAUGAGAUGUUUAUGUUUUUGCAUUUCU
Nicotiana tabacum (common tobacco) is the source of this 1458-nucleotide messenger RNA. RefSeq lists its product as uncharacterized. The record is from RefSeq and is a predicted model, not a curated record. Lineage: Eukaryota; Viridiplantae; Streptophyta; Magnoliopsida; Solanales; Solanaceae.